Molecule: messenger RNA, 5631 nt
Organism: Pseudoliparis swirei
Lineage: Eukaryota; Metazoa; Chordata; Actinopteri; Perciformes; Liparidae
Gene: myoc
Product: myocilin
Exons: 5
Coding region: 2922-4337 (471 amino acids)
Biological process (GO): signal transduction; osteoblast differentiation
Cellular component (GO): Golgi apparatus
Source: RefSeq, a predicted model, not a curated record
GGGGGGGCUUUGAAGAGGAAGAGGGCGUUUCAUCCCAUACGCUUGUUUUGAUGUGGAUGUGGCUGCAGUGAGCUGAAGGGCGGUUGCUAUGAUACGAGGGACACAGCUGCUGAUCUACCUGAAGUAACAAUUAUUCAGAUCAGCCACAAACAAAAACAAAUAAAAACAAACACACAGGUGUGUCACUUUCUCUGCGCAUAUUUAAUGAGCUGGAGAAAAAAAACAGACGAGACAGUUUUCUGCCUCCCGUGACCUUUCAUAACCCCGUGACCUUCUGUCUGCAGCCAAUCAGAGAGCCUCUCUGGGAUUAGAGCCGGACGUGGCAUCUAUCUCACCUGAGAGGAAUGGACUUUGACGAAAGAUAUGAAUCAUAAUCCAAACAUGUCCGUCUUUAUAACUGACAUCACACUAAAGAGGAAGCUCACUUCCUCUUCUUCAAGAGGACUCAACCCACGAAACACUUUAUUUAUUUUCAGGUGGAAAACUAUUUGUAUGUGUAUUUAAUUGUGUUGUUGAUGGAUUUGGGUCAAAAUAUUCACAUUUUAAUAUAUUUACACAUAUUCCCCCUCCAUAUAAAACCUGUACAUCUCUUAUGCUGACAGCACACACACAGCCGGCGCUAUUAUUAUUACAAAUAUAUAUUUAUAAAUAUAUCCCAAAUGUAAGUUUAAACUGUAUUUUGUCCACAACGAUAGUUGGUCCACGAUUGAAUUCCGUAUUACACUUUAAUAUAAUAAAUAAACUUUAAUAUAAUACCCGUGCACGAGAGAACAUUUCUAUGCCCUCUCUUCCCAGCUGAAGACACGCCCACAUGGCGGCGCGGCGUGUUUUGGUUUUACUGGAGGACUUCAGAUUCCAGGCAUAGCAGCAGUUAUAUGAAUCAUAAUAGAGAGGGGGGGGAGAGGGGGAGUGUGCCAAGCAGCAUCAGUCACACACACACACACACACCCUGUCCGGGAGAAUGUCACAAGUGGAGAACACAUUUCCGAUUGGUUGGCGUGUUCUUAGCUCCUCCCCCUUUGCCAGGAGCUUCUGUCUCACCUCUUUGUUUUUCCCUCUCCACGUGUUUUCACUCUCCUUUCCCCUCCUUUGAUGAUUUAUUUCUCUCCUUCGACCCACCUCCCGCCCUCUCUCCCGUUUCUCGUUCUCGAGAUGCGUUGAACUGCACCUCCUUCGUCCAGUCGCCCAUCUGUCCGACCAAUCGGUGACUUGCCCCAUCAAUCACAGGCGAGCGUCUCAGGUGCGCCGCCAUGUGCGCCCUUUGCCCUCCGGCCUCCCUGGAGAGAAGCCUGAGGGUCAGCUGGGUCAGCAGAGAUGGAUCACUCUGACCCAGCUGACCGGUGAGCGACCUGUCAAUCACCUGUAGCCCCGCCCCUAAAGUGUCCCCUGCUUUAUGGUCUGUGUGACUCUGAAUGACCAUAAAGUAUAAAUGAUGACAUCAUGCUGUAUAGAAGAAGACUUGAAACUCGAGACUGAGACAUAAACUCAUGUUUACAAUGUUUACUGAGGGAAUACAUCGGGAGAAGUAGUCACUAAUCACUAUAUAGACUUCUAUACAACCAGAGGAGCCCCCUGGUGGUCAGGAGGGAGAAUGCAGCUUUAAAACAUGAUGCAUAGACAUCUAUACAACCAGAGGAGCCCCCUGGUGGUCAGGAGAGCGAAUGCAGCUUUAACACAUGAAGCAUAUACUUCUAUACAACCAGAGGAGCCCCCUGGUGGUCAGGAGAGCGAAUGCAGCUUUAACACAUGAAGCAUAGACUUCUAUACAACCAGAUGAGUCAUACCCUGGUGGUCAGGAGAGAGAAUGCAGCUUUAAAACAUGACGCAUAGACUUCUAUACAACCAGAGGAGUCGCCCCCUGGUGGUCAGGAGAGAGAAUGCAGCUUUAAAACAUGAUGCAUAGACUUCUAUACAACCAGAGGAGCCCCCUGGUGGUCAGGAGAGAGAAUGCAGCUUUAAAACAUGACGCAUAGACUUCUAUACAACCAGAGGAGUCGCCCCCUGAUGGUCAGGAGAGAGAAUGCAGCUUUAAAACAUGAUGCAUAGACAUCUAUACAACCAGAGGAGUCGCCCCCUGGUGGUCAGGAGAGAGAAUGCAGCUUUAACACAUGAAGCAAAGACUUCUAUACAACCAGGAGUCGCCCCCUGGUGGUCAGGAGAGAGAAUGCAGCUUUAACACAUGAAGCAUAGACUUCUAUACAACCAGACCAGCUCACUCGGCUUGUAUUAAAUGACAGUGGAGUCCACGUUGAGACCCGGGUUCAGCCUGGUUCUAUGUCGGGGGGUCAUCGAUGGAACUUUGACCCUCCCUAACGACGGCCCUUAUCGGCUGCUUGCGUCCCGUUUCUGGCCCCCGCCGACAUGAAAGGGGACACUGAUCUCCUCGGGAGCAAAGAGACACCGGGGGGGGCGGAGUUACACAAAUUUAAAAGACAUGUUGAUCCCUUAAAUAUAAAAAAAAUAUAUAGAAAACAGCUUUUUAGAGAACAACAGAAGCUCAAAGUUAUGUAAAGACAAUGGAUGUUUUUGUCCCCAUAAACCACCAUCGGCUCAUGACUUUCUGUUUCCUUCUUCCUUUCCUCCCUCCUUGUCCUCUGACCCCCUCCUCCAAGUUGUUAUCCCUCAAUCCCCUCCUUUCCUUUCCUCUCACCUCUCCUCUCUUCCCCUCCGUCCCUCCCCUCCAGAAUGUAUAAAUAUCUGUGGGGUGUUUGGGAGAGCUCAGUUUUAAAAGACCUGUCCACUGAGGAGGAGGAGAAGAAGAAAAAGAAGAAGAGAUACCUGAAAAAAGACAAAUUUACAAAAUCAUCACCAGAAAAUUGGGAAUUAGUAAAUGGUGGAAGGAGAGUUCGAGUUCAAUAUUUAGUAGAAGAAGAGGAAGAGGAGUGGACCCGUGACCUUCUGAUCCGCUCGCGGUCCCCACGAUGCUGCUCCUGCUCUCGCUGUGUGUGUGUGUACUCUUGCUGGGGGGUGGCGCUGAGGACCGAGCCACUCUGUGGAGGGCCAACGACCGGACCGGGCGGUGCCAGUACACCUUCACCGUGCCCGGCCCCGCCGAGGCCAGCUGCCCGCAGACGGGUGGGGGCCCCGAGGUGGAGGGCCUGAAUGCCAGACUCAGCCUGCUGGAGGUGCUGGUGGCCCGGCUGAGCGGAGGGGGGGACGCCGCCGCCGGGGGUCCGGCCCGGUCGGGGCUCCAGGAGGCCCUGGACCGGACCACGGGGGAGAGGAACCUGCUGCGGGGGGAGAAGGAGCGUCUGGAGCAGGAGCUGGAGGGGCUGCAGCGCCGGGUGGAGGAGAUGAGGAGGGAGGCGGAGCUCCUGAGGAGCAGACCGUGUCCUCCUCAGACCCCCGCGGUGCCGCCGGGCCCCCCACUGCCGGACAGACCCGCCGGGGGCUCCAGUCCCAGGUCCCAUCUGGUGACCCGGCCCAACCGGCAGGGCGACAGCAGCAGCCUGAGAGACUCGGCGUGGCAGCUCGGUGGUUCUCCGGGUUUCCAGGAGCUGAAGGCCGAGGUGACGGAGGUUCCGGCUCCCGAGGACAACACAGGUUGUGGGGAGCUGGUUGCCGUCGGUGAGCCGGUGACUCACAGGAAGGCGGACAGCAUCGCAGGUAAAUACGGCGUCUGGAUGCAGGACCCCGAGGCCGUGGCCCCCUACGGGCCGGCGAUGGUAUGGCGCGUCGACACCAUCGGCUCCGACGUCCGGCAGCUGUUCGGCUACGACGACAUGGAGCAGCUCGCCAAAGGCUUCCCGUCCAAGGUGCUGAUAUUGCCCGAGCCGGUGGAGAGCACCGGCGCCACGAUGUACCGGGGCUCCCUCUACUACCAGCGGCGCCGCAGCCGCUCCCUGAUCCGCUACGACCUGGCGACGGAGAGCACGGCGGCCCGCCGCGACCUCCCGCACGCCGGCUUCCACGGCCAGUUCCCGUACUCGUGGGGCGGCUACACGGACAUCGACCUGUCGGCGGACGAGCGCGGCCUGUGGGCCGUCUACUCCACCAACAAGGCCAAGGGCGCCAUCGUGAUCUCGCAGCUGGACCCGCACAGCCUGCAGGUGAAGAGGAGCUGGGAGACCGGCGUGAGGAAGAACUCCGUGGCCAACACCUUCAUGGUGUGCGGCCGGCUGUACGCCGUGGCGAGCUACACGGCGCCGGACACCGCGGUCAACUACGUGUACGACACCGGGACCGGCCGGGGGAAGUCCAUCGCCCUGCCCUUCAGGAACAAGUACCGCUACAACAGCAUGGUCGACUACAACCUGGCGCAGAGGAGGCUGUUCGCCUGGGACAACUUCCACAUGGUGACCUACGACCUGCGGCUCGGCCGCCAGCAGGCCCAGUGAGGCCGCCGCGGUCGCCUAGAGGCCGCCGCGGUCGACUAGAGGCCGCCGCGGUCGACUAGAGGCCGCCAUUGGUCGACUAGAAGCCGCCAUUGGUCGACUAGAGGCCGCCAUUGGUCGACUAGAGGCCGCCACGGUCGACUAGAGGCCGCCAUUGGUUGACUAGAGGGCGCCGUGGUCGACUAGAAGACGCCAUUGGUUGACUAGAAGCCGCCAUUGGUCGACUAGAGGCCGCCACGGCCAACUAGAAGCCGCCAUUGGUUGACUAGAGGCCGCCGUGGUCGACUAGAAGCCGCCACGGUUGACUAGAGGCCGCCACGGCCGACUAGAGGCCGCCAUUAGUCGAUUAGAGGCCGCCAUUGGUCGACUAGAGGCCGCCAUUAGUCGAUUAGAGGCCGCCAUUGGUCGACUAGAGGCCGCCAUUGGUUGACUAGAGGCCGCCACGGUCGACUAGAGGCCGCCAUGGUCGACUAGAGGCCACCAUUAUCGACUAGAGGCCGCCGUGGUCGACUAGAAGCCGCCAUGGUCAACUAGAGGCCGCCAUUAUCGACUAGAAGCCGCCAUGGUAGAUCGAGGCCGCCAUGGUCAACUAGAGGCCGCCAUUAUCGACUAGAGGCCGCCAUUGGUUCACUAGAGGCCGCCAUGGUCAACUACAGGCCGCCAUUGGUUGACUAGAGGCCGCCAUGGUCAACUACAGGCCGCCAUUGGUUGACUAGAGGCCGCCGUGGUUGACUAGAAGCCGCCAUGGUAGACCGAGGCCACCAUGGUCAACUAGAGGCCGCCAUUAUCGACUAGAAGCCGCCAUGGUCAACUAGAGGCUGCCAUAGUUGACUUUAGGCCGCCAUUGGUCGACCGAGGACGCCAUGGUCAACUAGAGGCCGCCAUGUUCCUUUCUUCAGAGACUCAGGAGCUUUCAGGCGGCAGUCGUAGUCCGAAAAGCCAACGCCGCCAACGUCUCGGCGUGACGAGUUACCAAAACGCCAAACGGGAGAUGAAGGCGUAGCCGUGUUUCCUGCAGGCGUGCUUCUUUUCUUCAGUGGGCGGGGCUUUUGUUUUGGCUCCGCCCACAAACAGGUUUUUAGAGGAAUUAUUUUUGUACUGCCUUCAUAUGAUUGUCGUUUUCCUGAUAAGCUAUCGCAAUAAAUAUGUAUAUUUGUGUGUGUACACAUGAGUACUGAGAGAUUAAUGUAUUUUACAAUAAAGGAUAAUCAGAGAAAACAAUAACAAUUUAAUUUUAAAUAAACUGCAUGUCACAGAAUGUCAUUUCAAGAUCAUGAAAUAAAACGUCCUGAAUUAA